Messenger RNA from Monomorium pharaonis (pharaoh ant), 1754 nucleotides. RefSeq lists its product as uncharacterized. Bases 1060 to 1371 code for a protein of 103 amino acids. The record is from RefSeq and is a predicted model, not a curated record. The transcript is spliced from 3 exons. NCBI's taxonomy places the organism in Eukaryota, Metazoa, Arthropoda, Insecta, Hymenoptera, Formicidae.
AAUUUGUUUAGAUAGUAAUAAUAAUCAUUGAAUGUCGGAUCAUAGAUUGUUUUUUAAUUUCCGAUAAAAAUAUUAUUGAAAUCUCUUUUGUCUCUCACUGAUACGUUAUUUUUCUUUUACUAUAUUAAAAUAUGAUAUAUUUAUUUACACACUAUUUAUUAACACACAUACACAUGUAUAAAAAUAUAUUAAUGAUUUGUUAAAUAUAACAAUAAUUAUUACUGCAAUUGUUCUUUUUACGUUUUCAAUUUGUUUAAAUUUGUUUUUAUUUCUCCUUGUUAUUAUCACUAAAAUAAUAGCAGAUCUCUUUAAACUUUGCGCUACUCGUGCCAGAAAGUCCUAUUGUGUUUUUAUUUAGUUGAAUCUACAUUUUUUUCAUAGUCCUUUUUGCCUUUUCAUUAUAUUUCAAUCAAAAGCGAAUUAAAUGGAACUUUCCUUCCCCCGACAAUCAUCUCUUUUUUUCUUUACGACAAGAACGGGCCGUUGACUCAGUGGCGGCAGUGGUAUCUCCUCAUCUGUUAAAAGACGUAGCCGCAUUCAAUUACCUAUCUGCUGUAAAUCGAACUAGCGCGGCAAAGAGGCACUGUAGAAGUAAUGUGUGUCUAAAAAACGCAAUAUCGGACGGGGAGGGGGAGGAAAAAAGGCGAUUUAUCCGCUUAUGUAGAUAGGAGAUACGCGCGUCUAUCACGGGGCUUGAAGCGCGCGCUAUUCUCCGAUUGGCCGGCCGCUGAUAGCGCGGCAAAAAAUGAAUGCGCGCGCGCGCGCGCGCGCGGGGACUCGACCGGGGCCUGUUUUCCACUUUCAUCGACUUCCGUUUUUGCGGACGGGGAAUACGGAGCGGCGCGGUGGCGACGGUGGUUUCCAUCUCGACGGACGCGCCCGGACACGACAAGGCCGGCAGUGAGGCGAUCGACGAUCGUUGAGAUCCGCAUCUUGCCACGAGCGUCACUGCCACCGUCCUCGUUGUCAUCGUCGUCGUCGUUCGUUCGUCGUGCGCUGACUUUCACUUUUCCGCGGCAAUACCUCGUAUCUUUGAUCACGCAAGAGACGGUCAGGGAAAUGGAACGGAAAAUGAUAAUGAUAUGGAACGAUUGCAAUAUUUCAUUGGUUUUUUGCUUUUUCAUCACAUUAAUUAUCUUCACGUCGGCAUACGAUCCGGAUGACAAGUCCCUAAAGGAUAUCCUCUUACCGGAAGGUCAAUUCGAGGCGUUUUACCUGAAAGGUACGCAAGACGAGGAGCAAAACGCCGUGAGGCCGCCCCAUCUUCACGGAUCUUUUCAUCAAUAUCGAAAUCCGGCAUUAGUUGACGCGCCCAACAGCGCGGCAUACGGAUUUCGUUUCGACGGAAAACGCCGCUUUAAUUUCAGUUGAACUAUCACUAAUAAUUAAAGAAAAAAAGAAAAAAAAACAAAAAUAAAAAUAAAACGAGGGAGCACUGAACAUGCCAGAAGUAUUACUGCGCUUUCAUCAAGAAUUGCGGUUAUCAUUGAAAUGUGAAGAUCAGGUAUGCGUAGAUGUCUGGCAGUUAGCGGUUAGAGCGAUUUGCAUCAUUUUGUUUAGUCAUGCGUGUAAACCGAAAGUGUUUAUGAAUAAGACAAAUUUCACUUGUAUCGUUUUCUUUAAAUAAAAACCGUGAAUGCGGUUUACAAAUUAUUCUUGUAAAAUUUACAACAACAGUUAUAUAAGUAUGUAGUUGACAUUUUUUCGAACGAUGUUUUUGAUUUAUGAGAGAAUAAAGCACACAUUUUGGACCA